Molecule: messenger RNA, 4457 nt
Organism: Neoarius graeffei (lesser salmon catfish)
Lineage: Eukaryota; Metazoa; Chordata; Actinopteri; Siluriformes; Ariidae
Product: NACHT, LRR and PYD domains-containing protein 12-like
Exons: 13
Coding region: 226-3414 (1062 amino acids)
Molecular function (GO): protein binding
Source: RefSeq, a predicted model, not a curated record
UUCUCCUGAAGUGAAAGUGUUUCUCUUUCAGCUGAGGCGCCGUUAUGUUGCUGUUGGGAGAAAAUAAUAAUAAAAACUCCAACUCCAGGCAGAACCGGUGAGAUUAAUGAAGCCCAGCAUGGAGUGCUGAGUAAAAGAAUGUAAUUCAUUCACUCCAAGAGAUCAGUGUCUUCAGGAAUCAGCAGUGAGUCCAUGAGCUGUGUGUCCAUACACUAAUAUUCAAAAAUGGAGAGCCGUGAUCUGGACACAGAUAAUGUGACCCCACCCUCAAAAAAGCGUAAACUCCAGAGAAAGAAAUCAGACUCACCAGAACCCAGCUGUGUCUCCAUGAAGAGUGAUCGGUCUAUGGAUCCUCCUUUGAACUUCAACAGUGGAAACCCCUCAUCUGUCCACAGUAAACUCCAGAUGAAGAGAUCAGACUCACCAGAACCCAGCUGUGUCUCCAUGAAAAGUGAUCGGUCUAUGAUUCUUCCUUUGAACUUUAACAGUGGAAACCCCUCAUCUGUCCACAGUGAUUUACAGAAGGCAGGAGACAGAAUAGAAAAGAUCUUCCUCACAGAUACAGAACACGCCCCAGAAUCUGCUGCUGGAAAUGAAGUCCAGAAAAAGUUCAGGUUAAAUCUGAUGAUGAAGUUUCAGCAUUUAAAUGAAGUGAUGAUAAAGCAGGAAAACCGAGUGCUCCUGAAUGAGAUCUACACAGAGCUCUACAUCACAGAGGGAGACAGUGGAGACAUCAAUAAAGAACAUGAGGUGAGACAGAUCGAGGCAGCGUCCAGGAGAAAAACAACAGAGGAAACACCAAUCAAAUGCAACGACAUCUUUAAGCCCUUAUCUGAAGAAGACAAACCCAUCAGAACUGUAGUGACAAAGGGAGUGGCUGGUAUCGGAAAAACAGUCUCUGUGCAGAAGUUCAUUGUGGACUGGGCUGAAGGGAAAGCAAAUCAGGACGUCCACCUCAUAUUUCCACUUCCUUUCAGAGAGCUGAAUCUGAUGAAGGACCAAAAACUGAGUCUAAUGGAGCUCCUUCAUGUCUGUUUUAAGGAAACCAAAGAAACAGAAAUGUCCAGGUUGGGAAAGGUUCUGUUCAUUUUUGAUGGAUUGGACGAGUGUCGUUUCCCUCUGGAUUUCCAGACCACAGUGAGUGUGUGUGAUGUAACUGAAUCAGCAUCAGUGCGUGUGCUGCUGAUAAACCUGAUCAAAGGGAAUCUGCUUCCCUCUGCUCUCAUCUGGAUCACCUCCCGACCAGCAGCAGCUGAUCAAAUCCCCUCUGAGUUUGUCCAUCGAGUCACAGAGGUACGAGGGUUCAAUGACCCACAGAAGGAGGAGUACUUCAGGAAGAGGGUCAGUGAUCGGAGCCUGGCCGAGAACAUCAUCACACACCUGAAGUCAUUAAGAAGCCUCUACAUCAUGUGCCACAUCCCAGUCUUCUGCUGGAUUUCAGCCGCUGUUCUAGAGAGAAUGUUGGGUGAAGCAGAGAGUGGCGAGAUCCCCAAGACUCUGACUCAAAUGUACACACACUUCCUCAUCAUUCAGACAAACAUCAUCAGAGGAAAGUACUCAAAGAAGCAGAAGCAUGAUAAAAAAAUGUUUCUCAAACUGGGAAAACUGGCUUUUGAGCAGCUGGAGAAAGGCAACCUGAUCUUCUAUGAGGAAGACCUGAGAGAGUGUGGCAUUGAUGUGACAGAAGCAGCAGUGUACUCUGGUGUGUGUACGCAGAUCUUCAGAGAGGAGGUUGGGCUUCACCAGAGUAAAGUGUACUGCUUUGUUCAUCUGAGUGUUCAGGAGCAUCUCGCAGCUCUGUAUGUGCAUCUGACCUUCAUGAAGGAAAAGAGAAAUGUUCUUGAUCAGAGUCAGUCCUUUGAGACAAUUUCAGAUUUACACAAGUGUGCUGUAGAUCAGACCUUAAAAAGUCAGACUGGACAUCUGGAUCUGUUCCUCCGCUUUCUUCUGGGUCUCUCACUGGAGUCCAAUCAGAAACUCUUACAUGCCUUAGUAACACAGACAGGAAGUAGCUCCCAGAGCAAAGAGAAAACAGUUCAGUACAUUAAGGAGAAGAUCAGUGAAAAUCUUCCUGCAGAAAAAUCCAUCAAUCUGUUCCACUGUCUGAAUGAACUGGGUGACGAUUCUCUAGUGGAGGAAAUCCAACGCUACCUGAAAUCUGGAAAACAAAGUGAACUCUCUCCUUCACAGUGGUCUGCUCUGGUGUUUGUGUUACUGACUUCAGCACAGGAGCUGGAGGAGUUUGACCUGAGUAAAUAUACCAGGACAGAGAAGAUACCAGAUGAGGUUCUUGUGAAGGUGAUGCCGGUGAUUGCAGCAUCCAGAAAAGCAAUGAUCAGUUGUGAUGCAAUUGAAGGGAGAAGCGCUGAAGCUCUGGUCUCAGUGCUCAACUCAGAAACCUCCAGUCUGAGAGAACUGCAUCUGACUGUGAAGACACUGGAUCUGUCUGGGAAUAAACUACAAGACUCAGGAGUGAAGCGUCUCUGUGCUGGACUGGAGAAUCCUCACUGUAAAGUGGAGACACUGGGGUUGUGGGGUUGUGGUGUCUCAGAUGAAGGCUGUGCUGCUCUGAGUUCAGCUCUGAGAUCAAACCCCUCACACCUGAGAGAACUGGAUCUGUCUCGGAAUAAUAAUCUGGGAGACUCAGGAGUGAAGCGUCUCUGUGCUGUACUGAAGAAUCCUCACUGUAAACUGGAGACACUGAGGUUGUGGGGUUGUGGUGUCUCAGAUGAAGGCUGUGCUGCUCUGAGUUCAGCUCUGAGAUCAAACCCCUCACACCUGAGAAAGCUGGAUCUGAAUAAUAAUAAUCUGGGAGACUCAGGAGUGAAGCGUCUCUGUGCUGGACUGGAGAAUCCUCACUGUAAACUGGAGAAACUGAGGUUGCGGGGUUGUGGUGUCUCAGAUGAAGGCUGUGCUGCUCUGAGUUCAGCUCUGAGAUCAAACCCCUCACACCUGAGAGACCUGAAUCUGACUAAGAAUAAUCUGGGAGACUCAGGAGUGAAGCGUCUCUGUGCUGUACUGGAGAAUCCUCACUGUAAACUGGAGACACUGUGGUUGUGUGGUUGUGGUGUCUCAGAUGAAGGCUGUGCUGCUCUGAGUUCAGCUCUGAGAUCAAACCCCUCACACCUGAGACAACUGAAUCUGACUGAGAAUAAUCUGGGAGACUCAGGAGUGAAGCGUCUCUGUGCUGGACUGGAGAAUCCUCACUGUAAACUGGAGACACUGGGGUUGCGGUGGUGUGGUGUCUCAGAUGAAGGCUGUGCUGCUCUCGCUUCAGCUCUGAGAUCAAAUCCCUCACACCUGAGAGUAUUGGAUCUGUCUGGGAAUAAAAUCAGAGACUCAGGAGAGAAGCUGCUCUCUGCUCUUAAGGAUGAUAAACAUUACAAACUACAGAAACUCGAUUUCAGUCGGUGAUGAACAUCUGUGUGUGUGAUGAAGACUCUGGUGUUCCUGCAUUUCCAUGUUGGGGAACAGACAUCACAUUCAUAAACACAUCAGUCAUUUAGUUCUAACAAAUGAAAGAGACUCGGAGUCGUGGUCAGUGUGUGUUCAUGGUGCACAGUGAAUCAGACUGCACACAAUUCUACACUGAAUGUGGAACAACUUGUGAUCUGCAUGAAACUGCCUGGACCUCAGUCCCUUAAAAACCCUGAAAGAGCAGGUGAAAAAGCACAGGGACUCGAGCUGAACCCAGUCAGUGGAAGAGGGAGCUGAAAUGGACAGGAACAGUUUCAGGACAUUGGUGGGAUUCUCACCUGACAGGAUCGGCAUUUGGGGAGUUAAUCUGAGGAAGCCCCGAGGAGACUCACUGCAAGGCACAUUUAUCACUUUGUCCUUUGGUUGGCAUUUAAUAUACACUCACUGAGCACUUUAUUAGGAACACCUGGAUGGAACCGCCUUGUUGACGAGAGGGUUCACCAGAGAACGGCCAGACUGGUUUGAGCUGACAGAAAAGCUACAGUAACUCAGAUAACCACUCUGUAUAAUUGUGGUGAGCAGAAAAGCAUCUCAAAAUGCACAGCACACUGAACACUGAGGUGGAUGACCACGUCGGGUUCCACUUCUGUCAGCCAAGAACAGAAAGCUGAGGCUGCAGUGGGCACAGGAUUACCACAACUGGACAGUUGAAGAGUGAAAAAACGUAGCCUGGUCUGAUGAACCUCGAUUUCUGCUGAGGCUCACAGAUGGUGGCGUCAGAAUUUGGCACCAACAGCAUGAAUUAGUGUUCCUAAUAAGGUGCUCUGUGACUGUAGAUUAGAUCGUUUUGUUACAGGAUCAGACCAAAGCUGUUCUUUAUUUUAUUUAAUAUCUGAUCCUGAUUUUUUUUUUCUGGUAUCAGCUGAUCAAACCCGAUAUGGGAUCAGUGCCAUCACUUUUACUUAAAUCUAAACUAAUUACAGUAUGUUACGUAAUUGUAUCAAUCUAAAAAUUAUGUAUUUAAAAUUCUUUUUAUUGAA